AAAAAACCUCACUAGCUGAAGAGGAAGUGUAAACAUAGCCAGGCAUAAGUCAUUCAUCGUAGUUUUUUUAGGACUGAUAAAUUUACAUGUUGCGCUUGGUGAGAAAAAAAUGUAUCAUGCAGAGUAAUAAUUAAGUAUUUAAUUUUACAGGAUACUCCAAGCAGGCAAAAAUCGUUGUCUUGAUUUAAGAGACGUUUUCCAAAUGACCGCAACUACAGAGAAUACCUCGAGUAGGUUGGAUUCGUUGUUGCUGCUCUUGAUGGAUCAGCUGGAAAGCCUUCAAGAAAAGCGAGGCUCCUUUAAUGCGCUAAUCGAGCAGGGCUGGUUCUCCUUGUCAAAAGCUCGUUAUUCAAUGGGUAACAAAUGUGUCUCCGCUCUGCAAUAUGGACACGAGAUGGCGCCACUCGUUUAUGUCAAGUCAAGUUCAUUAAACAAAGGGCAAAUUGAAUUUUGCAUAGAACGACAAGAUCUUAAAUUGCCAGAAGAGACACUUCCAGUGGAAGUCAUUGGGCCGAAAGAAGAAGGUGUGAGAAGACGAAAAACAGCUCAGAAGAUAGAAGAGAAAAAUGAUGUUGCACAACCUGAACAAGCACCUCAUAGUAAUGAAAAGUCAGAGUCAGAAAAGAAGGCCAAAAGUCAGCAUCAAGAUCCCCUGAGAUGGUUUGGCGUUCUUGUGCCUCAGACCCUGAAACAAGCCCAGUCCAGCUUCAAGGAGGUAAUAAAAUUGGCAGCUGAGAUUGCAACUCUGCAGACACAGAUAGAAGCCACAAGAGCAGAAUUCAGGACGCUGCUUGAACAGAAGCAAAACUUACGGAAGCAAAGAGACAUUUAAGAAUCUAAAACUGUGCUUCUUAACAAGUUGAUUGCAGUUUUUUUACCUUGCAGAUUUCUUUUUUGAGAGAUGCCAAUGAACCCUUGAAGUGCAAUAAAAUCAGAACUGCUAUAAUGUGAUCUUGUGUUCUUCAUAAUACCUUUUUUGGCCUGUUCACAGGCAGCUUCACAAUAAAAGCCAGCUUCUUUAAAUAUAGAAAACUAGAUGUGGUACCUGGUGUUGGCCAGGUAUACUUAUAUAAUGGGCUUAAAUAAAGCAAAUGUUUGUGUGUUUUGUUUUUAAA
This is a messenger RNA of Polypterus senegalus (gray bichir), 1115 nucleotides long. It is a transcript of the gene vma22, whose product is annotated as coiled-coil domain containing 115. The transcript is spliced from 5 exons. Lineage: Eukaryota; Metazoa; Chordata; Cladistia; Polypteriformes; Polypteridae. Gene Ontology annotation, biological process: vacuolar proton-transporting V-type ATPase complex assembly. Gene Ontology annotation, cellular component: extrinsic component of endoplasmic reticulum membrane. The record is from RefSeq and is a predicted model, not a curated record. Bases 203 to 832 code for a protein of 209 amino acids.